Molecule: messenger RNA, 5907 nt
Organism: Puntigrus tetrazona (Sumatra barb)
Lineage: Eukaryota; Metazoa; Chordata; Actinopteri; Cypriniformes; Cyprinidae
Gene: mef2d
Product: myocyte enhancer factor 2d
Exons: 13
Coding region: 609-2321 (570 amino acids)
Biological process (GO): positive regulation of transcription by RNA polymerase II; cell differentiation
Molecular function (GO): protein dimerization activity; RNA polymerase II cis-regulatory region sequence-specific DNA binding; histone deacetylase binding
Source: RefSeq, a predicted model, not a curated record
CAUAAUGCAUUGCCAGUCAUGGUGGAUAGGACACUUUGUACAUGGAGGUUUUUGACUGUACGGGCUAAAUAAUAACCCUGAACAGGAGUUAAGGAUUCCACAUAUUAUUAUUGACAUCUGCUCGGUGUUUUUUAUAUCAUUGUCUGGUUUGACCUAUAUUACACUUCUUUCACGUAUCGGGCGGUAAGAAAGCUGGUGUUUAUCGCACAGAUGUGGAUCUUGUAGCUGCUCCGGAAUUCAUCACAAGACCAUCUUCAUCUUCAUCAGCAGAUUUUUCCAGGGGGGUUUGGAUAUCAGAAAAGACACCUGUCGGAUGACAUGCACCCUGAGCAGACAAUGAUCUGAAGGCCCUACCAGGAGGCCACAUACUUUCUUUCUUCCUUCCCUCCUUCCUUUUUUAUAUCAGUGGAGGAAGACGGGUGAGCCCAGCUGCCUCAGACAGGUGGCAUACGGAGAGAGAGAGAGACUCUCUCACACACACACACAUCUUCAUACACAGAGGCGACCAGUCGCCGUUUGUGCUCCCGUAACUGCCUCGAGAAAUUCUGACCUCUGACCUCACCACCCCCAACCUUGCCCCCACCCCUGCUCGGCCAAUCACAGCAGCCAUGGGGAGGAAAAAGAUCCAGAUUCAACGAAUCACAGAUGAGCGUAACAGACAGGUGACCUUCACCAAACGGAAGUUUGGUCUGAUGAAGAAAGCUUAUGAGCUCAGUGUGUUGUGUGACUGCGAGAUUGCCCUCAUUAUUUUCAAUCACUCAAACAAGCUCUUCCAGUAUGCCAGCACCGACAUGGACAAAGUGCUCCUCAAAUACACCGAGUACAAUGAGCCGCACGAAAGCAGGACCAACGCAGACAUCAUCGAGGCUCUGAACAAGAAAGAGCACCGGGAUUCGGAGAGCCCAGACCCCGAGGAGCCGUUUUCCCUCACGCCUCGCACAGAGGAGAAGUACAAAAAGAUAGACGAGGAGUUUGAUAAAAUGAUGCAGAGCUAUAGGCUUUCAUCCACAGUGCCACCGCCCACUUUCUCCAUGCCAGUCACAGUGCCGGUGUCCAGUCAGAGCCCUCUGCCAUUCAGCAAUCCCAGCAGCCUCGUCACCACUUCCUUCGUCACCUCCACUCUCACAGACCCGCGCCUGCUGUCACCACAGCAACCGCAGCUGCAGAGGAACACGGUGUCUCCAGGCCUGCCACAGAGACCUGCCAGCGCAGGUGCUCUUUUGGGAGGUGACCUCAACAAUUCAAACGGAGCGUGCCCAAGCCCUGUGGCCAAUGGUUACGUCAGUGCCAGGGCCUCCCCAGGACUACUCUCAGUCUCCAACGGCAGCAUGGUAAAAGUAGUGACGGCUAAACCUCCCUCUCCAUCCAGCCCUCAGAUGGUGAACAGUCGUAAACCGGACCUUCGGGUCAUCACUUCACAGAGCAGCAAGGGUCUCAUGCAACUGACAGAUGAAGAGCUGGAGUUGGUGAGUGAGAACGCUCAGCGGUUAGGCGCCUCUCAAGUGACCCAGCCUCUUACCACACCAGUGGUUUCCGUGGCAACGCCGAGCCUCCUGACUCCAUUCUCCAUGCCAACCGCCUACAACACAGAGUACCAGCUAACAAGUGCAGAUCUCACAGCCCUCCAGGCCUUCACGCCGUCGGGUGCACUGUUGCCAAGCAACAUGACCACUUGGCAACAGCAGCAGCAGCCAUCUGUAUCCCAACAACCACAGCAGCAGCCAUCCGUAUCCCAGCAACAGCCUCAGCAGCAGCAACAACAGCAGCAGCAACCACAGCAGCUAACUCUGGCCUCCCUCAGUAAUCUUGUCAUGUGGGGCUCAGACAAACAGAACGGAGAGAUGGCUCACUGCAUCUCUGGUCUGGCUGCUAAUCUCAGUGUGACCUCUCAGGGCAGCUUACUCUUGGGCAGGGAGGAAGGGAUCAGCUGGCCCGUGGGGACGCUCCCACAUGGAGCUACUCUGACGGUUAACACUAACCCCAACGUCAGCAUCAAAUCCGAGCCAGUGUCUCCUAACCGGGAUCGCAGCACCCCUAGUUCCACCGCUGGGGCAUUGGGUGGCGUGUCAGGCCUAACCGUGACCCAGUAUCCAGCAGCACUGCGUUUGGAGCCCACCGGCCGCUCUCCGGUUGACAGCAUCAGCAGUAACGGCAGCUCGUACGAAGGAAGCGACCGAGACGACGGAGGGCAGCCACGCCCUCCUGACUUCAACUCCGCCAGCCUGGGUCUCCUCCGAGCUUCCGGAGAGCAGCCGGCCCAAGCGGAGCAGCAGGAGUCAGCCAACGUGAAACGCAUGAGACUGGACACCUGGGUCACAUAGACGCUGAAGGAGAGAGCGAGAGAGCUGCUCUCUCACCCACACAUACACACACACACCGACACAAAAACACACCCUUAGUGGCACCUGCUUUCAGCAGCCAAUCUCAGUCCGCACUUAGACACAUGCAUGCGCCUGUCUCUCUGUCUCUCUCUCUCUCACUCUCGUCUCACUCUCAGACACACUCAUAUUUACUGGUGUGUGUGUACAUAUUUAUAUUAAAAAUAUGCAUAUAUGAUCACACGCGCACUAGAUCCUCACACACACAGUUGCCAAUCCAGGUGUAAACGUGUUCACGUAUACGAGACUGAAGAGAUGUACCGAGCCGGAAUGGCUCGGAUAUCCCCACCCCUGCUCAGAGAGGCUGUCUGGAUCUCAGAUCAACUUUUACAGGCCUUACCGUCGACGCGAUCAGAGUUCAGCGGCACUGCUCUGUCCAAACAGCUUGUUACGUUGCAUAGACAAGCCUGUCAAUCUCUUUCUUUCUUUGUAUUGAUUUCUCUUUUGCUUUGUUUUUGUAUGAAUGGUUGCACUUGCCAUUUAUCUUCUCGAUUGACUCUUUCUGUCUUGCUUUUCCUUUCUUUUUAUGUAUUUUUUUUUCUAUCUGCUUGAGCAGCUGCCUUUAGAAUCGCCCCCGUUCCUUUAAAGUAGGAUCUUUGUCUUUGUUUUUCUAGUGUGUGUGCGCGUGCGUGUGUCAGCUGUGAGAUGGAGGUCCUCAUUCAUUCGAUCGCUAAACGCAAUUCAGCCAAAAAAAAACUCCACUCGAUCAUGUUCGUUUUCCAUCUCGUGGUAUGGUAAUCUCGCACCGGUCCCCUCGCUUGCGCACUCGUAUGCGUGUGUCUAUCGGCGGAGCUCGAAGCACAAACGCCGCUCCGCGUGCUCGGUUUUCUGCGUACGCGCGGGCCGGACCGUAAAUGUGGUGUCGUUGAUGGAAAUGUAGAUCUAUCUGUACUAACGAGAUCCAGGCGCGCUUGCGGUCUGCCACAUUACGCUCUAUUUAUUGUUUUUCGUCUGGCUGUGUAAUUCACAGAUUAAUUAGUUAACUUUAUGGGACGAGUGUGCUUAAAUAUCGUUUGUGAGAUUCCAGGAAUAAGACAAAACCCGAGUUGUUGUCGAACUCAGGAUGGCGAGUUUUGAGAUCGUGUAUAUACAAAAUUUCUCAGUGUUUCGGAACGGGUGUAUAGAGAAAGAGUUGGCGGCAAACACACAGAUCUCGGCUAGCUCGUUUUAGCUAAGAAAGAGAUGGAGGUCGUGUAGCGCUGUGUGUGUCGAGUGUGCGUGAGAAGCGUUGAGAUUGUACAUAGCGAUGUAUGUUCACAUAUAUUCUGCUGGGUCUUUCUGAAACAGCGCUGUAAUCUCAGUGGAACCGUCUCUGUCAACCUCUACCUGUAAAUAAACUGUACCGUGUUGUAAGUUAGCAAGGUGGAGAGGCAGAUGAAGGAGGAUUUGACUGUUUUUAAGCGUGACUCUUUUCUGUCGUUUUUAUCCUGAUGGCGCGCACUUUAAAAUCUUUCCCCCUCGUCCGCUCGCACACCUUCAAACACACACGUGAGCAAUUUCAUAAUCAUUUACACAAUCAGUCCACUCUGACUGAUAUAUCCGCCAUUUUACACCCCAACAGGAGCAGCGACCCCCCCCCAAAUACAGCCUCCUUUCACCUAUAAGACAUUUAAAGCAUUCAGGGAAGGAUGUUUCGUUUAUUAUUUUUUUGUGAGAUAUUGGCUUAUUGCACUUCACAUGUUUAACCGUGAACAAUAAUAGAAGAAAUAUGUCACGUUUUGUAAAAAAAAAGAAAAAGAAAAAAAGACAACAAAGAAAAAAGAAUGUCGUACUGAAAUCUAGAUUAGGCUUUACACGUGUUGCAGAUGUGUACACAAAUCGUUUUCUGUGCAUUAGUGUAUUCUCUAAGUGACAAAGAUGAAGGAUGUUUCCGUGACGAUUUAAAAAAAAAAAAAAAGACGACAGAUUAAGUGAAGAUAGCGCUAAAGGGAAGUGGGGUUCAAAAUGAUUUCAAAUAUGGCUUAUUCCCCUCUAAAAGGUGUAUUUCUAAUCAAGGUGAGACUCACCUGUCCGUCAUCGGCUUCUCUACCUCUCCCUUCAUCCUCUCGUAUCUUCUCCUUUUUUUCCCCCGCUCUUUCACUCACAGAGGAAGACUGAAGCCAUUUCAUUUCACCUCAACAGGUGACCCACCUUUUGUUUAACCAGAUUCCACACACACACACACACACACUCACACACACGAUGGAUGCAGUACCGGGAGAGUAAGCGUUUGUUGGGACUCAUCACAGACCUGCAUUCGUAUCCCAUCGACUGAGGUUCUAGAGCUACUGGGCGGAUGUUUUCUAGAACUGCAUCACAGCAGAGCGAGGCCUCUGCAGCGCACCCGUUGACUUAAAGACUGUUGUGUCCUGAGCUUUGAACAAAUGCAGUGAUUUCUAUGUACGUUUGUAAGAUGAGAAGGCCGGUGACUAAAGCGAUGCGCCUGGGAUGGUCCGGUGUCUCGAAGCGCUGGCUGUGUUGAUUUUAAGGCUAAGACAACGUUCGAAAAAGCUCUGGCAAGGACCUCGUGAUAAAAUUAGGAAUCUGAGAAAUCAAAGAAAAGACAAUCGUCCGGUGAAUAGUCCACUUUGGCCCCCGUAUUCCCUUUGUAUGAUGUCUAGAGAUUCUCACAUACUUUUUCUCGUGUUAAUUUGUGCUGGUGACAGUUUUAUUGUCUGUUUUUAUUAUAAUUGUUAUGAUGAUUAUCAUUACCAUUAUGGUUAUCUUCACAGAUGGUAAUUAUAAUGAUAAGUUUAGAGAGACGGUUUUUAUUUUCUGCAUCUGCGUUUUUUUAUUUUAGUUUUUUUUUUUUUGUUUGUUUUUUUUUUGUGUGUAGGUUAGGCAUUUUAAUUUGAUUUUAUUUUAUUAUAUAUUAAAUAUUAUAUAAAUAUAUUUUCGUUUCAAUUUUUUGUUUGUUUUUUUUUCUUCAAAGGGGUGUUACUAAUAUUGCACGAUUUAUUAAGUAAACAAAACCGUUGUAGUAAUAUUAGUACUUAUUGCUAAUUGAGGGAAGCGAUAAAACAGGUUUGAUAGAAUGACCAGUUCAAUGCUGCAAUUUUUAGUCAAUUGUACAAUAGUAUCUACACAUAGUUAAGGUGGGACAUCCACACAUUUAAUUUAUUCUGAUCAGACACAAUGCAUGGGCGUCAGACAAGCAAAGAAUGAGUCAUAUUAUAAAUAAACUGAAAUGUAAUUUCGAUAAGAAUAUACAACACAAAACUAGAAUAGAAAUUGAAGAAAAAAGUUUAAAAAAGAAAAAGUAUAGCUAAUAUAUUGUGUUCGGCUAGUCUGCUUUGAGUUUUGUUGUAAAAAAUAAAAAAGACAAAAAAAUACUAAAAAAAAAUUCUGUUGUUUUCGGAGAAUGAUAUACAAUUUGUGUAUAUUUUCAUAAACAAAGUAUGCACUGAUAUGUUAUUACAAAUUCUAUACUGCUUUUACAAAAGAGUGUUUGUUAUUGUACCAAAGUAUCCAUUGUCCUUUAUGACCCUCCCCUUUUGCGUAUGUUUUAUUGUAUUUUAUAUAUUAAAUAGACAAGUUGACCUACACAGAA